Molecule: messenger RNA, 2615 nt
Organism: Saccostrea echinata
Lineage: Eukaryota; Metazoa; Mollusca; Bivalvia; Ostreida; Ostreidae
Product: calpain-9-like
Exons: 20
Coding region: 334-2388 (684 amino acids)
Biological process (GO): proteolysis
Cellular component (GO): cytoplasm
Molecular function (GO): calcium-dependent cysteine-type endopeptidase activity; calcium ion binding
Source: RefSeq, a predicted model, not a curated record
AGCGGUGUAGUCUAAACAUCAUAUGUAAACGAAGGGUCAUUUCAAUGUGGAACGCUAAUUAAACAGAAAGUAAAUGCACUGCGAUAUGUGGGAGAUUAUAGUAAUAUCUGAAGGCGGACAUUUAAACGCCCAAAUUCGAUCGUUUGAUGCCAGAGACAGGGGGGUCGUGUCCUUGGUUGUAUUUCCUGCGUGGAGAAAACUCCGAUAACUUCCACCGGACUCGGUACAGAACGAAGGUACAAAUGCCGGUGUGUGUUCACUAAACCAUACCACAUUGCGUUUGACAAGCCGCCGUGUUAGAGGGUUUCCUUAGAUGAAGGAUCUGAGUUCAGUAUGUCGGGCAGAGAAAAGGAUUAUCAUACACUGAGAAAAGAACUUCUCAGGACCAACUCUCUGUUUGUGGACGCCGACUUCCCCCCAGACAACAGCUCUCUGACCUUUGACAGGACCCCUCCCGCAGGACUCAGGACUGUCAUAUGGAAGCGCCCGACAGACUUGUCCCGAAACCCCAGAUUUAUAGUAAAGAAUGCCACAAGAUUCGACCUUGAUCAAGGAUACUUAGGCAACUGUUGGUUCAUCGCUGGAGCUGCUCUGGUAGCCACCAAAAAGAAACUACUUGAAAGGGUGGUGCCUCUAGACCAAGAGUUUGACAGAACAUAUGCAGGUAUUUUCCAUUUUAACUUUUGGUGGUACGGGAAGUGGGUGGAGGUGGUGAUUGAUGACUACCUGCCCACGGACGGCUACCGCCUGAUAUACGCCAGGAACAGGGAGGAACCGAACGAAUUCUGGGCAGCAUUGUUAGAAAAGGCGUACGCAAAAUUAAGGGGUUGUUACGAAGGCGUAGAUGGAGGGAAACUUCAGGACAGUGUGGUCGACCUCACCGGAGGAAUCUCGGAAACUGUGGACAUUAAGGACAAGUCUCAGAUCCCAGUGGAUAUCUAUGAGAUUUUGUGGCGAUCCUGGAAGAUGAACAGUUUUCUUGGCUGUAGUAUAUCGCUACCUCCAAAUGUAAGUUCAUCAUCUAGGGAAGUACGGCGGCCAAACGGAUUGUACAUGGGCCACGCAUACAGCAUCACCGCCCUAGCUGUGAUCCCCUACAAGGGGUCGAGCGUUCGUCUUUGUAGACUUCGGAAUCCAUGGGGACGGAGCGAGUGGAAUGGUGAUUGGUCAGACGAGUCUUAUCAAAUCCGAAACUUGUCAUCGGAAGCGAAACAAAGACUUGGGAUCGUUAUACAGGAUGACGGUGAAUUCUGGAUACCGAUUGACGAUGUGUUGGUUAAUUUCGAGGAAAUACAACUCAUUCACCUUCAGCCAGACGCCACAACACAGGGGGUGGCUGUAAACGAGGGUAAACGUCAGUGGAACGUGACGGUUUACCAUGACCAGUGGAUUAAGGGCGUCACGGCUGGGGGAUGUGGAAAUGCGCCAUACCAAGACUUGUACUGGAAGAACCCCCAGUUUUCCGUGACUUUACGAGAUGUUGAUGACACAGACAACAAGCCAACAUGUACUGUCAUCAUCAGCUUAAUAGAAAAGGAGCAAAACAACAAGUCCAAAAUAGCCAUCGGCUUCGACGUUUACAAGUUGAAGUAUCCUCAGAGUCAGCCAUUAGAUGGGGAGACAGCCCCCAGAAACGCCCUCAUUCUAAAGAAAAGAUCAGGGGUCUAUCAAUAUAACCGGGAGAUCACCCGGAGGUUUGACCUGACCCCAGGGACAUAUGUCGUCAUUCCAAGUACGUUUAGGCCUCACGAGGAGGCGGAGUUUAUGCUCAGGAUUUACACAGAGAAAAUAAUUAGUAGUCUUGUGUUAGAUGAACGCAACGGCGAAGUUAAGCCAGAAGCCAAACCUCCGCCAGUAAGGGACGCCUUUCGUGAGUUAUUUCUAAAACACGCUGGUGAGGAUGGAAAACUGAAAGCUAAGGAGCUGAAGGAAUUUAUUUUAGAACUAUCAAGAUCAGAAAUAAAUGAGCCUUUAAAAUUCAGCACAGAAACCUGCAGAAGCCUUAUCACAAUGAUGGAUUCAUCCAGAACGGGGAGAAUUUCGAAAGCUGACACUUAUAACGCCUGGAGAACGAUUUUAAGCGGGAAGGCUGUUUUCCAACAGUUUGACAUAGAUGGAUCGGGGACGGUGGAUACGUAUGAACUAGACAAACUAUUUAGCACAUUAGCUCCCUCUCUAGGUUUCCCUGUGAAUAGAAUGGUACAAACAGCAAUAGUCAGACGGUACGCCGACAGAAACAACAAGAUCCGCCUCACAGACUUCAUCAUAGUCAUCUGUAAAUUAACCCUCAUGUAUCAAAUAUACAAGGAUCAGCAAAUUAAAACAGGCAGCCCUGAUUCUGCUUCUUUCACUAUGAACGAGUUCCUUUAUUAUACAAUGUACUGCUGAGCCUUGUUCAACAUGGCGGAUAUGACAGACGUGCCAACCUGUGUUCACAUUAUUUUCCAUUUCCCUGGAAAGAACUACAUUAAAUUAUACAUGUAUCUACUUGUAGUCCCUUAGGAGAAAGUCUAAUACGUGAUGCAAUAUUUCAGUACUACCUGAGAGGCAAACUUUUUUGUUAUAUAUUUUUAUACAUAUUUGCAUUGUGUUUUAAUAAAGAGUUUAAUUUGUAA